AUGGCACCUCUAUCCGAUCUCCCCGUGGAACUGAUCCUGUCAAUAUGUCAGGAAUUCGACAACUUGGACGACGUCUUACGCCUGCGAGCAUCCUGCCGUCGCUUGCGAUACAUAAUUGAGAAAGAAGAACAUCGUGGUUCGAUAGUAUCAGUCAUUCGAAUGCAAGAAGAUGAAGAAAUAAUGCCUGGCAGCUAUUCAACAUUGGUGGAAGAACUGGUAGUCGACAAUGGCUCUUAUUGCGAACAUUCCCUGCAAUGGGCAGCAUCAAAUGGCAUCGCACCGUUGGUUCAACUGAUCACCAAUAAUGUGGAUUACUUCACCUUCGUAGACGGCACUAUACCCGGUCCAUCUUCUCUGGGACUUGCAGCAAUAUUUGGUCACACACAAGUUGUCCGAAUCCUUUUAAAUAAGGGAUACCCAGUAGACCAAAAAACCGGCAUAGAUCCCUUGACCCCUCUGGCAUACGCAGCUCGCUAUCGACAUAAUGGCGUGGUUGAUUUGCUACUCGAAAGAGGCGCUGAUAUCGAAGCAAAAAUGGAAGACGGGGAGACUGCCUUGUGCGUCACGGCUUACUCUGGCAAUGCGAUCAUAGCAAAGAAAUUGCUGGCGAAUGGUGCCGACAUCAGAAUAAGGACAACUGAGGGCAAGAACCCGGUGCAUAUCGCAGCCCGUAAUCAAAACGAGGAAGUGCUCUCUUUUCUGCUCGAUUGGUGCGCAGAACACGAAUGUCAAGAUUUGUUAAAGGAACGUGACAACUCCGGGGCUGCGGUGCUACAUGAGGUUUGCAAAGGGUGUUGCAAUGUCAGUUUUAUCGACCGGUUAUUUGGUGCUGGAGUGCUGCCUGGUGUUUUCAACCACAACUGGGAAAGCUCAUUGAUAUGGGCCUUGCGCACUGGCUCUGGCCUCCUGGACGCCCCCAGUGGAGGUGAAGAUGAGUUCCUCCAGAAGGUAAAGCUACUUUCGAGGGACCCAAUUGUGAUGAAGAUCCCAACAGUACCACAGAACAUGCUACCAUUGCACUAUGCUGCUGAAUUAGCAGAUUACAGAGUAUUUGAGUGGCUUCUUGAACACGGAGGCCGACGCGUUAUGAAUCACAAGAAUGCUUCUGGCGACACUCCUCUUCUAAUAGCAUUGGACAUUUACAAUGAGAACGUGAUUGAGAGUCUUCUAAGCUCGCAGGGUAUCGAUAUUACACUGCGCAGAAAUACACAAGAGACAGCACUUCAUUUAGCCGCUCAGGCAUGCACAUCAAAGGAAAUGUCUAGCAUCCUCGGAAUGGAUCCGGCUCUUCUAAACGCGGCUGACCAGGGUGGGCGAACGCCCUUGCUAGGAGCGUUUUCAGCGAGGCGCCUCGAUAACUGCGAAUAUUUGUUGACACAGGGAGCCGACGCAUGUAUCGCAGAUAUCACUGGCCAAGACCCUCUCCGCUGGGCAUCGGAAGAGACAGAGGAAAUUGAAUUCCUUCAGCUUCUCUUGGAUCGGGACUUGGUCUCCCUUGACCGACAAGGCAACACCCUUCUCCAUAAAGCGGUUCGUGGAGUCUCAGUCGAUAGAGUCUCGACCCUCCUGGGAUCUCCUGAUAUCAACUUGCACGACCGAAAUGCACUUGGCGAGACCGCCUUGCAUGUUACUGUACAAAAUGGAUGUCACGCAGCGACAGAUGAAAUAGUCCAAAUCCUCCUAGAGAAUGACAAAGAUUGCACACUCGCCGCUCUCCGUAGUAAUGGUGGCAAAACUGCUCUCGAUUUUGCACUCGAAAGAGGAAGGGGAAACAGCAUCGAAAUUCUCGUGCAGCCCAUGUGGAAGUCCACUGUUGGUAUUGAAUGGGAUUCAGAAUCUUUCUGGAUCACGAGAUGGUCCCACCAACCCUGGUACUCAGAUCUACUCCGCAUUAUUGAUACAGCAAGACCCGUGCUCGCAGCCCAAACACAGCAAUUGGUUAAUGAGUGUGGUGGCCUGUCUUUCACCGUAUCCCGAAACACCCCGCAGCAGUUUGUGUGGAGGCAGGACACUGAGAGUUUGUCAUAUCUUUCUCUUCAAAUCCCCCCCGGGCGCCUCUUCUCCUGUCCGACGCCUCGUCUUCACCAUGAUAUCCAAUGA
Molecule: messenger RNA, 2100 nt
Organism: Penicillium malachiteum
Lineage: Eukaryota; Fungi; Ascomycota; Eurotiomycetes; Eurotiales; Aspergillaceae
Product: ankyrin repeat-containing domain protein
Exons: 2
Coding region: 1-2100 (699 amino acids)
Molecular function (GO): protein binding
Source: RefSeq, a predicted model, not a curated record